AGCACAUGCGCAGUAACGACGAGGAGGUUGAAAGUUGAGGGCUGGUUGGAGCAUGGCUCUCGCUUCCGGAAGUGGCUGCUGCGGCAACAUGUUUGAGGAGCUGGGUUUAAUCGGGACCAUAGGCGAGGAUGAGGAGGUGGCGGUGGAGUCCGAGUCCGACUCGGAUGACGAGGAGGAGGAGGGACCCAUUGUUCUGGACAGAAGGCAGAAAGCCUUGCAGAAGAACCGCAGUGCUGAUUUCAACCCUGACUUCGUGUUCACUGAGAAGGAGGGACUGUACGAUGGCAGCUGGGCCAUGGCUGACGUCAUGAGCCAGCUCAAGAAAAAGAGAGCAGCCACUACGUUAGAUGAGAAGAUUGAGAAAGUUCGAAAGAAAAGGAAAAUAGAGGAUAAAGAAGCCAAGUCUGGGAAGUCGGAGAAGGAGAAAGAAGAAAAGGAGGGCUCUGAACCAGAGGGCCAGGAAAACCUUGAAGGGAAAGCUGAGGCUGGCCCAGAUGACGCCGAAUCCGAGAGUGACUACUCAUCGGCUGAGGAGGACAUCCUCACCAAAGCAGAUACACUCAAAGUAAAGGAGAAGAAGAAGAAGAAGAAAGGGCAGGAAGCAGGUGGAUUUUUUGAAGAUGCAUCUCAGUAUGAUGAAAACCUCUCAUUCCAGGACAUGAACCUCUCCCGUCCUCUUUUGAAGGCCAUUACAGUCAUGGGCUUCAAGCAGCCCACUCCCAUCCAGAAGGCCUGUAUACCUGUGGGUCUGUUGGGGAAGGACAUCUGUGCCUGUGCAGCCACUGGGACAGGCAAAACUGCUGCGUUUGCCCUGCCUGUCCUGGAGCGUCUGAUCUAUAAACCCCACCAGGCUCCAGUAACCCGCGUGCUGGUGCUGGUUCCGACCCGAGAGCUGGGCAUCCAGGUGCACUCUGUCACCAAGCAGCUCGCCCAGUUCUGCAGAAUCACCACCUGCUUGGCUGUGGGCGGCCUCGAUGUGAAGUCUCAGGAAGCAGCUCUGCGGGCCGCCCCUGACAUUCUCAUUGCCACCCCAGGCCGGCUCAUUGAUCACCUCCACAACUGCCCCUCCUUCCACUUGAGCAGCAUCGAGGUGCUCAUCCUGGAUGAGGCCGACAGGAUGCUGGAUGAGUACUUUGAAGAGCAGAUGAAGGAGAUCAUCCGAAUGUGUUCCCACCACCGCCAGACCAUGCUCUUUUCGGCUACCAUGACGGAUGAGGUGAAAGAUCUGGCUUCUGUCUCUUUGAAGAAUCCUGUCCGGAUAUUUGUGAACAGCAACACGGACGUGGCGCCUUUCCUGCGGCAGGAGUUCAUCCGGAUCCGGCCUAAUCGGGAAGGGGAUCGGGAAGCCAUCGUGGCAGCUCUCUUGACGAGGACCUUCACUGACCACGUAAUGCUGUUCACCCAGACCAAGAAGCAGGCCCACCGCUUACACAUCCUCCUAGGGCUCCUGGGGCUGCAGGUGGGUGAGCUGCAUGGCAACCUGUCCCAGACACAGCGAUUGGAGGCCCUCCGGCGUUUUAAGGACGAACAGAUUGACAUCCUAGUGGCCACAGAUGUGGCAGCCCGUGGACUUGACAUCGAGGGUGUCAAAACGGUAAUCAACUUCACGAUGCCCAACACCAUCAAGCAUUACGUCCACCGGGUGGGGCGGACAGCACGUGCUGGCAGGGCUGGUCGCUCAGUCUCCCUGGUGGGAGAAGAGGAGCGGAAGAUGCUGAAGGAGAUUGUGAAGGCCGCCAAGGCCCCUGUGAAGGCCCGGAUCCUUCCCCAAGACGUCAUCCUCAAAUUCCGGGACAAGAUUGAGAAAAUGGAGAAGGACGUGUAUGCAGUCCUGCAGCUGGAGGCUGAGGAAAAAGAAAUGCAGCAGUCGGAAGCCCAGAUCAAUACAGCCAAACUGCUCCUGGAGAAGGGGGAGGAGGCACCAAACCAAGAGCCUGAAAGGAGCUGGUUCCAGACCAAAGAAGAGAGGAAGAAGGAGAAAAUUGCCAAGGCUCUGCAGGAGUUUGAUUUGGCCUUAAGAGGAAAGAAGAAAAGGAAGAAGUUUAUGAAGGAUGCUAAGAAAAAGGGGGAAAUGACAGCAGAGGAAAGGUCCCAGUUCGAAAUCCUCAAAGCACAGAUGUUUGCCGAGCGGCUGGCCAAGAGGAAUCGCAGGGCCAAGCGGGCCCGAGCAAUGCCUGAGGAGGAGCCGGCGAGAGGUCCUGCCAAGAAGCAAAAGCAGACAAAGAAAUCUGUAUUUGAUGAGGAACUUACCAACACUAGCAAGAAGGCCCUGAAACAGUAUCGAGCUGGCCCCUCUUUUGAAGAAAGGAAAAAAUUGGGCAUGCCUCACCAGAGACGAGGAGGGAACUUUAAAUCUAAAUCCAGGUAUAAAAGGAGGAAGUAGCCAUGGUGACCUGAAGAAGUCUGUGGGCAGCCCUUAAAUCCCUUCCCUGUGGGAAGUCAUCCUGGCUUGGUUUGCCUUUUCUCCAUUUGUAAAAAGUUUCUUAAAAACUUUA
Molecule: messenger RNA, 2495 nt
Organism: Choloepus didactylus (southern two-toed sloth)
Lineage: Eukaryota; Metazoa; Chordata; Mammalia; Pilosa; Megalonychidae
Gene: DDX27
Product: DEAD-box helicase 27
Molecular function (GO): ATP binding; nucleic acid binding; RNA helicase activity
Source: RefSeq, a predicted model, not a curated record